Carica papaya (papaya) is the source of this 1516-nucleotide messenger RNA. It is a transcript of the gene FTSZ1-1, whose product is annotated as homolog of bacterial cytokinesis Z-ring protein FTSZ 1-1. Gene Ontology annotation, cellular component: cytoplasm; cell division site; chloroplast. The record is from RefSeq and is a predicted model, not a curated record. Gene Ontology annotation, molecular function: GTP binding; GTPase activity. Gene Ontology annotation, biological process: microtubule-based process; cell division; chloroplast fission. Lineage: Eukaryota; Viridiplantae; Streptophyta; Magnoliopsida; Brassicales; Caricaceae.
AUUCGUUUCUUUCUUCCAAACUCUUUCGCGGAAAAUGGAAAUGAAAUUGAAAUUGAAGAAAUCCCUAAAACCCUAAAAAACCUUCUCCACUCUCCACUGUUAGGGGACCGAGUUUCCGACGAAACAGCAAAAUGGCUACACUUCAAUUGACUAACCCAAACGAAUUGAUCACUUCUUCUUCAAUUUACCAGAAGAAGGUUUCGCAUUCUUUAUUUAGGAAUUGUUCAUGUGUUGAUAGCAGUAGCGGGAAGAGGAGCACUGGGGUCUGGAACCGACGCAGUUUUGGGUCUAGCUCGGGAGGUGUGAGGUGUUCUUUUGUGCCGAUGGAGUCCGCCAAGAUUAAGGUGGUUGGAGUUGGCGGUGGUGGGAACAAUGCCGUUAAUCGCAUGAUUUCUAGUGGUUUGCAGGGGGUGGAUUUCUAUGCCAUAAACACAGAUGCCCAAGCUUUAUUACAGUCCACUGCGGAGAACCCACUUCAAAUUGGAGAGCUUUUGACUCGUGGAUUAGGUACUGGUGGGAAUCCGCUAUUGGGGGAACAAGCUGCUGAGGAAUCAAAAGAAGGCAUUUCAAAUGCCCUUAAGGGCUCAGAUCUUGUUUUCAUAACUGCUGGUAUGGGCGGAGGUACAGGGUCAGGUGCUGCCCCAGUUGUUGCUCAGAUAGCGAAAGAAGCCGGUUAUCUGACAGUCGGUGUUGUUACUUACCCUUUCAGCUUUGAAGGACGCAAAAGAUCUAUACAGGCACUGGAGGCUAUUGAAAAAUUGCAAAAGAAUGUUGAUACUCUGAUAGUGAUUCCUAAUGACCGUCUACUUGAUAUAGCUGAUGAGCAGACACCUCUUCAGGAUGCUUUUCUUCUUGCAGAUGAUGUUUUACGCCAAGGAGUGCAAGGAAUUUCCGACAUAAUCACAAUACCUGGGCUGGUAAAUGUGGAUUUUGCUGAUGUUAAGGCAGUCAUGAAAGAUUCUGGGACUGCAAUGCUUGGAGUAGGGGUUUCUUCCAGCAAAAACCGGGCAGAAGAAGCAGCUGAACAAGCAACAUUGGCCCCGUUGAUUGGAUCAUCAAUCCAGUCAGCUACCGGAGUGGUAUAUAACAUUACGGGAGGGAAAGACAUAACCUUGCAGGAAGUAAAUAGAGUAUCACAGGUUGUAACAAGCUUGGCAGAUCCUUCUGCAAACAUAAUAUUUGGAGCUGUUGUAGAUGACCGGUAUAAUGGAGAGAUUCAUGUAACAAUCAUUGCAACCGGCUUCUCACAGUCAUUUCAAAAGACACUUCUAAUGGACCCGAAAGCAGCAAAACUGGUUGAUAAAGUGGCAGGCAGCCAAGAAAGUAAAGGAAUUCCCAUCACCUUAAAGUCCUCAGCAUCACCCUCAACUGUUCCCUCUAGACCGGCCGGCAGGAGACUGUUCUUCUAAGGUCUAGCUUGUCUAAUUUUUUACUUCUAAUCCAAUCUGUGACUGUUCCUUCUUGCUAUGUAAUAUGAUCUUUUGAGGCUACAUAUAUCAGAAAUGAUUUGUUUCUA